AUGAUUGGAUCUUUGAGAAAUGCACAGCUAGUUUACUUGAAAGGGGAGGACCAGAAUUUCUCCCCGUUGCCAAAAGUAACCAGAGAUUCAGUGAGGCAAUACCUUCAAUUCAGACCUGACCAAUCAGUGAUCAUCUUACAUGCCAAAGUUGCUCAGAAGUCUUACGGCAAUGAGAAGAGGUUUUUCUGUCCGCCUCCUUGCGUGUAUCUCAGUGGACACGGAUGGAAACUCAGACAGGAGCAACUUAAAGCAUCAGGUCUAGGAGAGUUCAGUUGUUGGCUUUUCGGUUACAUGGGUCUGGACAGCUCCGCUGAUCCACGGACAGACAGAUUCAAGCUGAGCUUUGAGGAGCAGACAGACAGGAGGAUGUUUGCCUGCGCUAAAACCUUGUAUAUCUCAGAUACGGACAAACGAAAGCACUUUCGCCUGCUGCUACACCUGUUUCACAGUGGAGGGCAAGAAAUUGGCACAUUCAACAGCAGACUCAUUAAAGUCAUCUCUAAACCAUCACAGAAGAGGCAGUCCAUGAAAAACGCUGACCUGUGUAUUUCUUCAGGCUCAAAAGUAUCAUUGUUUAACCGCUUGCGGUCACAGACGGUCAGUACGCGUUACCUGGCGGUGGAAGACGGGGCUUUUGUCGCCAGCGCGAGACAGUGGACGGCCUUCACUGUCACUUUAGUGGAGGAGAUGCAAGCCGCUCAUAGUGAGUACACUGUGUGUGACAGCUACAUCUGUUACGGCUGUGUGGUUCAGCUGGUAUGCACUGACUCAGGAGUGGCACUGCCACCAAUGGUAAUACGUAAAGUGAACAAGCAGCAUGCAUGUCUAGACGUGGAUGAGCCUGUGUCUCAGCUUCAUAAAUGUGCUUUCCAGUUCAGAGACAGUAACCAUAUGUACCUUUGCCUGUCUAAUGAAAAAAUCAUACAGUUCCAGGCCUCUCCGUGUCCUAAAGAAAGUAAUAAGGUGUUACUGAAUGAUGGCUCCUGCUGGACCAUCAUUGGAACGGAGGUGGUUGAAUACACCUUCAGUGAGAAUCUCACCAGUCACCCGACCACCAUCAGCCCUGUACCUGUCAUCAAUGGACUAGAGGUCAGAAAUCAAGCCAGCAGUUAUGUUCCUUCAUUUCAUCUCUUCAAUAUUUAA
Molecule: messenger RNA, 1143 nt
Organism: Sinocyclocheilus anshuiensis
Lineage: Eukaryota; Metazoa; Chordata; Actinopteri; Cypriniformes; Cyprinidae
Product: recombining binding protein suppressor of hairless-like protein
Exons: 9
Coding region: 1-1143 (380 amino acids)
Biological process (GO): regulation of transcription by RNA polymerase II
Cellular component (GO): nucleus
Molecular function (GO): DNA-binding transcription activator activity, RNA polymerase II-specific; RNA polymerase II cis-regulatory region sequence-specific DNA binding
Source: RefSeq, a predicted model, not a curated record